AUGAAUGUAUAUGUAUACAUUUAUUCAUUAAAACAUUAAUGGAGUUUUUAUUGAGUUGUGUUGGUAGCAUUGAAAUAGUUACAUACAUAACCUCAACUUUUAAAUAAAAUUUAUUUUAUAUUUCUUAAAAUGGAUAAUAUUACUCAAUAUGAUUAUUAUUAGUAUAAAUAUUAGUAAAAAGUGGUAAUAAUCAAAAAGAAUAUGGGAACGAGUUUAUUCCAAUAGCAAUGUACCUAAAUUCACUACUGUUUAUACCCUACAAAAAAUCAAUAAAACAGAAUGCCUCAAACGCCGAAAGAAGCUGUUCGAAGACUAAAACGAUAAAAAUGUACACGUGCCGCGAUUUAAACUACACAUUAUUAAAAUGAUAAACGCCAACCAAAACAUACUGUUCACAGCAACGAUUUUAGCACUGUGUGUGAUCUCUUUCGUGCACGUUUUUUUGUUCCCUUUGUACGAUAUCAACGCAAAACAUACAACAGUAAAACGAUACGCGGACUUCGAACAACGCAUUUGUAAAGGUAACAUUAAACGAAGAGUAGUUUUCAAGCAUCGAAGAUGUCCCCAACAGGGUAUCGUAACAGUGGAACAAGGAGGAAGAUUGGGAAACCAAAUGUGGGCAUAUGCGAGCGUUUGGGCGAUCGGAAGACGAACUGGAUUGGAAACUUACGUGCCACAAUGUAUCCGUGCUGAAUUAGAUAAAGUAUUUGACGUUUUAUCCGUACCAAGUUUUGAAGAAAUCGGCCAUUGCGAGUUAAACCGUUUCGUACGAUCAGUCGAUUCGUGGAAUUACACAAACCAAAGUAUUAUAUUAAAGAAGUACACGAUGGAACUGGAAAUUGUUUUAUCAUGGGUCCAAGAUAUCAUCCAAGAGUUUUCGUUUCGACGAGCUUUGUUGGUGAGAAGUCAAAAAUUAUUAAGGGAAGCUUCAAAAGGUAAAUCGGGAUCGGUUUUCGUUGGGAUUCACGUGAGAAGAACCGAUUAUAUCGGAUACUUACAAAGAAAGUUGCAUAUAAACGCGGUCGGGAUGGGGUUUUAUCGAAAGGCGAUGGGGUAUUUCUUAAAUAAGUAUAAAAAUGUUACUUUUAUCGUGGUAAGUGACGAUCCGGGUUGGUGCCAAGCGCAUUUUAAAAGUUACGAUAACGUUUAUAUUGCUAGUGAGAAAAACAAAGCGGCCGAUGAUUUGGCUAUUUUGGCGUCUUGUAAUCACACGAUUUUUGAUUAUGGUACUUUUGGUACUUGGGGGGCGAUUUUAGCCGGUGGGGAAACUGUUUGUUAUAAUUUAACUCAUCAUAUUUCUACUAAGAUUGUUCAAAUUUUACCUAAUUGGCAUUUAAUGAAAUAGGUUGUUUUAUUAAGUGUUUUGUAAAUGUGUUUUUUGGGAUUAAUUAAUCGUGGAAGUUGGAUUUUUUUUAUUGCUGUUUAUUUAUAAUGUUUUUCUGAUAUUAAUUCAUAGUUCAAAUGACAAUCACAAAUAAUUUUGAUUUAUUUUUAACGAAAUAGGGUCAAUGCAUUGGUUCUCGACCAAUUAACAAAAAAAUCAACUUUGAAUAUAUUUUAUACACAUUUUUUAACCAGAAGUGAGAGUGGCAAUAUCCAGCCAAAUCUAUAUUAUUACCAUAUUAUUAGCUUCCGAUAUUUCUGGUGGUUUUUAUGACCCUCAGAAACAGUAGUGGCAGUAAUUAUUACCCCGAAAAAGUACCUGGACGUGAUUUUUGAUAGGUCCUCCUAGUGAACUAGGUCCAGGGACGCACAUUUUUGCACGCUAGAGUUUGGGAUUCGUAAACUACCUGUAUACAACCCCAUCUUUGUUCGUUAUAUGACUGCAAUUAAGUCAUAAAAACCACCAGAAAUAUCGGAAACAAUAGGUGGGUUGAAUAAAACAGUAGUAAAUGCUAAUUCUACAAUACUGAAGUAAAUUCUAUAAUUGUGAAGCAGGUUCAAUUCUAAUUGCAGUAGAUACUUCGAUAUUUCCUGGAAGUUAUUUACAACAAAAUUAACAACUUCCUGUCUAGAAUCGGCGUUUUUGAAAGUUGUUUCACCUCAGUGACGUCAUCCGCCCAAUGUAAAAGGAUAGGGAGGGGUGUCAAACAAAGGCUUGGGGGAAAAAUAGGUUGGUAGCUAGAUCUGGUGACUGUUUAAAAAAAGUAGCAUAGAUUAGUCUAAAAAAAAUUAUUAGACUAAAAAAGUUAGAAUAGAUUGCAUUAUUUCACAUUUUUUAUAAAUAUUUGGACCGUUUAUUUUGAAUGUGGUGUAAGUCCAUUUUCUCUUGUUUCGAGAAAAUUAAAGGUUAACAUAUCUGUUAAUUAAAAAAUUUAGGCAAAUUAUAUCAAGUCUGGCAAUAUUUCUACUGUUUUAUCAAUAUACAGUGUGUCCCCGGAUUGUGUCCCCUUAAGGUAUAA
This is a messenger RNA of Onthophagus taurus, 2402 nucleotides long. NCBI's taxonomy places the organism in Eukaryota, Metazoa, Arthropoda, Insecta, Coleoptera, Scarabaeidae. The record is from RefSeq and is a predicted model, not a curated record.